UCUGCUUCCUCAACAUGGCGGCGCCCUUAUCGGUGGAGGUGGAGUUCGGCGGUGGCGCAGAGCUCCUUUUUGAUGGCGUCAAGAAACAUCAAGUCACCCUGCCCGGGCAAGAGCAGCCUUGGGACAUCCGGAAUCUCCUUGUAUGGAUUAGGAAAAACCUGCUGAAAGAGCGGCCGGAGCUGUUCAUCCAGGGAGACAGCGUGCGGCCUGGGAUCCUGGUGCUGAUCAAUGACGCCGACUGGGAGCUGCUGGGCGAGCUGGACUACAAGCUGCAGGACCGGGACUGCGUCCUCUUCAUCUCCACACUCCACGGAGGCUAGGCCCCUUGGAGCCCCCAGUCCAGCAGCCCUACAGCCCCUGGGCCCUGCCUCCCCUCGCUGCUUUCUUGCCGCCCUGUCCCCCAAGCUCCCUCUGGGCAGGGAAAAGAGGCCAGGUGCUAAAAAUGAGCCUUCCCAGGGCACGUGAGCAAGGGGGGGGGGCAUAGGGGGUGCGGGAGCAGGUGGCCCCACUGCCCUGCACGUGUGCAAGCUCAGCUCCUGGAGGCCUUCCCUGCCCCCAACCAGGAGGCAAAUGUGUCUCAGAAGCUGCUGGGGGGCCUCCCUUCCCCCAGACUGAAGGUACCAGCACCUCAGUUUCCCCAUCUGGCCGGCAGAGGGCUCUGAGUGUCCCCCACUGGUAUCAUUAUGGAACCCCAGCUGGGGUCCCUUCUCCAGAGUUGACCCCCUCCCCCCGCCUGGGCAUCUGCUCUCACAACCACACCCCUCCUCCUGCUACCCAGCCCUUGACCCUGGCCAGCCUCCCCUGCCCCCCAGGCCACCAGAUGGGGUCCCACAAACCCUCCUCCCACCAAAGGCUGCCUGCAGCUCAUACCCCCAGGGCUGUGGAGAGGGAGCUUGAGAAGGGGGGGUGGCACGCCUCAGUUUCCUCCCCCAGUGCUUAGGUGCAUAGACCCUAAGAGACAUGACUGAUGGGGCAGGUGGAGAUGAAGUACCAUGGACAGCUGGGGGGCAAGUGGCACUGAA
Suncus etruscus (white-toothed pygmy shrew) is the source of this 1022-nucleotide messenger RNA. RefSeq names its product ubiquitin related modifier 1 (gene URM1). Gene Ontology annotation, molecular function: protein tag activity. Gene Ontology annotation, biological process: protein urmylation; tRNA thio-modification. The record is from RefSeq and is a predicted model, not a curated record. The coding region runs from base 15 to 320 and encodes 101 amino acids. NCBI's taxonomy places the organism in Eukaryota, Metazoa, Chordata, Mammalia, Eulipotyphla, Soricidae. The transcript is spliced from 5 exons. Gene Ontology annotation, cellular component: cytoplasm; nucleus.